This is a messenger RNA of Solea solea (common sole), 3211 nucleotides long. It is a transcript of the gene brat1, whose product is annotated as BRCA1-associated ATM activator 1. The transcript is spliced from 13 exons. The record is from RefSeq and is a predicted model, not a curated record. Gene Ontology annotation, biological process: DNA damage response; positive regulation of protein phosphorylation; cell population proliferation. NCBI's taxonomy places the organism in Eukaryota, Metazoa, Chordata, Actinopteri, Pleuronectiformes, Soleidae. Gene Ontology annotation, cellular component: nucleus. The coding region runs from base 342 to 3068 and encodes 908 amino acids.
UUGCAACUCUUAUGGGUACAUUGGUGUAGAGAUCGUCAAUCGGAGCCGCGGUCUCUGCCGCGACGCAUUGGCGUAAUAAGAAAGAAAAAGGAAGUCGUAAAGUGGUACAGCCUGAACUGUUUCCCGCGAGAUGGACGUUCAGAGGAAAUAGAGGCUUUCAGAAGAACAUUUGAGGGUGUAAGGGAGUCAUUCGUCACUCGCCAGACAUUAGCCGUCAGAUGCCUCAUAAGGAUCCAGGUCUGUUCCACAUAACAACUACGGGUCCUGACAAGGUCAGUGUUUAUGCCUGAAAAGGUCCUAAAGAGGGAACAACAAAAAGAAGGACACCCACACAAACGGACAUGGACAAAGAGUGUGCGUCGCUGCUACCCCAGGUCUGUGAGGUGCUGCUGGACUCGGGUUCCUCUCUGCCUGAUGAUACCAGCCUGGAGAAACUGCUGGACUGGUUCUCAGGACUCAUAGAAUCUGGUGAAGGUGGAGCUCUGCUGGAGGCCCACCCAUGUCUACUCGAAUUCAUAUCAGCUGUGGUUCACAAACCGUCAUCGGACCCCAGUGUCAUCUCUUUUGCGCUCAAAGUCUGCGGCUUAGUAGCUGCAGCUGAAGACGCCUUCAAAAUGCUUCAGGCACGCUUUAUUCUGGACCUUGCCUUUAACCAUCAACACUGGCACAGAGCAGGACUUUGGGAGGAUCCUUGUGUUCGGGUUGGUUGGAUCCAGGGUUUGAGGAAGAUGCUGCAGCACUCGGAGGCUCUCCAUUUCUUUGUGCAAGCAGAUUUAAUUUCAGAGCUGCUCCAACUCCAAACUGACUCCAGUCUAUUUGUCGUCUCCGCUGCAAAUCAGCUACUGGCCCACAUCCUGCUCUUCUUUCAGCCAGCGUUUUCCACAAGACGCAACGGCGUACAUAUGGAACAUAGGGAUGACAUGAUGUCACACGCCCGCAUCACUGAGACAGAUCAACCAGAAGUCCACACGGAAACCAGCAAAAGUUACGCUGCUGUUGUCGUGACGAUCUUAGAGUAUCUCAACGAGUCACUGGUGACCAAAGACAACUCUCAGCUCCGUCAGAGUCGGCAGAUCCUCAAAGUUCUGGUUCUGCUCCUGGCCCAGGCUGGGCCGUUUCUCCGGGACCAGCUGCUUCAGUCUGUCACAGACUCUCUGGAGGAGCUGGUGACAGCAGGUUACAGUCAACUCACGCUCCCUCUAAUGGACGUCAUUCUGGCUGCACACAGCAGCCUCAGCCCUGAUGAAUGUGUCCCAGACCAACGAAUGGGCCGCCUUCUGUCAUCCAUGCUGAACGUGAACAAACCCUCUGACCUCAUUCAUGCUGCGGCUGCUGUUCUCCACAGAGGCCACCAGGACACUGUCCACACAGCCCGAGCUGUGAGAAUACUACUGCUACCCCUCGACAUUAUCACCGGUCACACUCUGCUGGGCACAAACACAGCAGAUGAAGAGCAUCGGUGUUCGAUGGCAAAGCAGCUGAAGAGUAAAACAUCCUGCAUCUCUCUCAUCUGUGUCUGUCUGACGAACGCACCACACGUCACCCUCAUGCCUGCUGACGUACUCCCCUGUCCUCCAUGUUCAAUCGUCGGUGCAGUUGUGUCGUUGUUGAGUAUCUGCAACGGUUGUGUCUCCUCCUCGUCCUCUGGCCACGCGGAGGUUUUCAGGAACGUCAUUGGCAGCAGCAAAGUUCAGAAAUGUGCCCUCGAGGCUGUGACACGUCUCAGCAGCAGCCCAGGAGUAAAAGAUGAGCUGACUGAGGUGUUUACAGUUCUGAUCCGAUAUCUGAGCAAUCCCGACUCUGACCGGACUGUAAUACACAAAUCCUACCAGGCCUUAGUGAAGUGGACGAUUGUGUGUAAAGACCUCUCUUCUAUUAAAGACCAGCUCAGACAAGAUCUCACUGAUGUUGUAAAGAAACGUGUGUGUGACAUGCGCUGGGAGGUGAGGGACUCGACGGUGGAGUUUCUGGGACAAUUGGCAGGUGUCCUGAAGUCACCUGAGGUGGCGAGGGACACAUCUGAGGCUCUAUUGGACAGCUGCUGUUGUCUCACGCUCCUCAGGGAGGCGUUGCGGGAUCCAGAGAGUUAUGUAAGAGCCAGCACCAUCGCAGCGCUGGGACAGACACUGGCGCACAGCUGGCAACAGGGGGCGGCACUGACUGAGGAGCAGACAGAUGUAGUGAACCAGCUGCUUGAAAUUCUCUCCCAGGACACAGAGGGAUUUGCCAGGAGGGCUGUUAUGCAAUAUUUCCUCGCCUGGUUUUCUUCAUGUGCCUCACACACAUCUCCACCCUCCUCCUCCCGUUCCUCCCUGCUGAUGAGCUCCUUGAGCUCCGUCCUCUCUCUUGGCACUGCAGAUCUGGACUGGGAAGUCAAAGUUCACUCUUUGGAACUAGCUGAGCUGCUGCUGGACGAAGCUUUUUCAGGUUGCCCUGGUUACAGGAAGCCUUCAGAGAGACCUUGUGCCUCACUGCACCCAUACGCUGUGGUUUCCGAUCAGACCUACGCAGUCCACAGACACACACCGGGUGUGGAGUCCGAUUUGUCGGGUGUGUUAAACAAUCUGGUAAAGCAGGGAGUUGUCUCUGCGCUGCUGAGCGGUCUGGUUGACUGUGAUAGACCGGUGGGUCUGAAGGCCUGUCAACUCCUGAUUUCACUCAGAGAAGCAGUGGGCCCGCCGUCAAAGGAUGAAGUGAAUGCAACUCCUACCACUGCAGCUGUCACCAAGGUGACCUGUGAAGUGCCCAGCUGCGGCUGGGGGAAGGAGAUCAGAAGAAUACUGGGCAUGAAGACGUGCGAUGAGGAUGAAGAGACGGAUUUGACUGCUGACGAGUGCGGGGACACGAGAAAGCAAGGCAAGGGCGAAGGAGGCCGCAGCGUGUCUGUCAGCGUGCGUGAAAUGUUGAGGUCUCUGGGUUUGGAUGCGAGGCUGGACAUACUGAGUCAAAGCAGUGACCACGUACACAACUCUCCUCUCUCUCUGCUGCAGGACAUAGUGAUGUCCAGUGCUACACACACUCAAGCAAACACACAACCAGGGCAAGAAGUCAUCGUGGACUGCUAUUGACACAAGCGCACACGCACACACACACACACCAACAGUUAUAGACAGCCUUAUGUUGGUUUAUCAGGGUUUUGGUUUGUGUCGCUCUGUACUGAUUUAUUGUAUUGUGUUUCUGUGUAUAAUACAGUAAAAGGUAGUGAUUUGUU